GAUCCCUGAAACACCUUCGCCAUCACAGGGACAAUGUGGAAGAGGAGGGCGUACAAAUGGUGCGGACCUACCCAAAGGUGACUGAAGGCCAAAUGGACGUGAGCACACAGACGGAACCUGUGGUGGUUCUCUCUCUAGCUCAGGCCGCCGUUCUCGGACUCAUCUCUCAAAACGAAAUUUUCGGGGCCACAAUUGCUCCGAAUGGCUUUUACACAGGGGAGUCCAAAGAGGGUCCGCCUCCCCCGGCGGAGGCCAUGGAGUACGAGUACACCGACCAGCUGAUAGGCGCCAACGGGGACUACCUGCCUGAGCCGGCUGGGGAACCGCAGCCUCAUGGUGAGAGGAGACGCGGGAGGACCAAGAGACCCCGGAGCGACGGAGAGGUAGUGGCUUACCCGCCCAAAGCACCAGAGGUGAAAGGUGAACUGACUGAGGCGGAUGCUUGUGCUCACUUGAACAACAAGCGUAGCCCUGCCGAGCAAGAGGAUCCCAUCGCCAUCCGACAAGGUUCUCUGAAGGAGGAGCAGCUGUGCGGAAACUGUCCUUCAUGUGUGAGAGGAGCACAGGGAGAAGGAGAAGAGGAACACUCUGGUAGGAACAGGAAGGAAGAGCCAGAAGAGGAGGCUCUAAAUCUUAAGACCAGUGGGGAAACUGCUGAACCUCCGGAGAACAAAUAUUAUGAACCUAACGAGGCGGCUUAUGAGCCCGCUGAUAUGACGCUGCCGAGGGAGUUUGAAGAGAACGGUCAGGCCAUGCUGUGGUCCGACCCGGAGGGACUCGCCAGGCGAAUGCAAAUCGACCGACUGGACAUUAACGUGCAGAUUGACGAGUCUUACUGCGUAGACGUGGGGGAGGGUCUAAAACGCUGGAAGUGCCGAAUGUGCGAGAAGUCGUACACGUCUAAAUACAACCUGGUCACGCACAUCCUGGGCCACAACGGAAUUAAGCCACACGAAUGUAUCCACUGCGGGAAGCUCUUCAAGCAGCCGAGCCACCUGCAAACUCACCUGCUGACCCACCAGGGAACUCGGCCCCACAAGUGCACCGUGUGCGAGAAGGCCUUCACGCAGACCAGCCACCUGAAGAGGCACAUGCUGCAACACACCGACGUCAAGCCCUACAGUUGCCGCUUCUGCGGCCGCGGCUUCGCCUACCCCAGCGAGCUGAGGACCCACGAGAGCAAGCACGAGAACGGGCAGUGCCACGUCUGCACGCAGUGUGGCAUGGAGUUCCCCACGUACGCGCACCUCAAGCGUCACCUGAGCAGCCAUCAGGGCCCCACCACGUACCAGUGCACCGAGUGCCACAAGUCCUUCGCUUACCGCAGUCAGCUGCAGAACCACUUGAUGAAGCACCAGAACGUACGGCCUUACGUCUGCCCAGAGUGCGGCAUGGAGUUUGUGCAGAUCCAUCACCUGCGGCAACACGCCCUGACUCACAAGGGCAUGAAAGAGUUCAAGUGUGACGUGUGUGCCAGAGAGUUCACCCUGUCUGCCAACCUAAAGAGACACAUGCUGAUCCAUGCCAGCGUGCGGCCCUUCCAGUGCCACGUCUGCUUCAAGACCUUUGUCCAGAAGCAGACCCUAAAGACGCACAUGAUCGUCCAUUUGCCUGUCAAGCCGUUCAAAUGCAAGGUGUGCGGUAAGUCUUUCAACCGAAUGUACAACCUCCUGGGCCACAUGCACCUCCACGCCGGCAGCAAGCCUUUCAAAUGCCCUUACUGCAGCAGCAAGUUCAACCUGAAGGGCAACCUCAGCCGACACAUGAAGGUCAAACACGGCGUCACGGACGCCACCACAGAAGCACACGAGCCGCCUCAGGACGCAGAAAGUCAGGAGAACUACGAGGAGGAGAGCUUUGAAUUCAGCGAGCGAGAGAACCGGGCAAUCAACAACAACAACAACACAAACACAGCAGAUGUUGCUAAAGUGUCUCCAAUGGAGUAUUACAGCACCUAUGGGAAGGGAACAGCGCGGUGCAGCACUGCAUGAGUUAAUUUUUUUUUUUUUUUUUUCAAAGAGCUUGUGUUGUUCUUCAAGCUAAACUGCACAUUCAAAUGCACUGGACUUAAGAAAUGACUCAUUUUCCAAUUACACUCACUGGUUCCAAUUAGUUACACCCAACAUAAGGUAGGAGUGUUCAAAGUGUGGACAAAUACAACUGCUGCUUCCCCUAAUUAACCCCAAAAUUAUUGUCUGCUCAAACCAAACACAGUUUACUCCCGCUCACCUUAAAAGCAACUCAUUCCGCCUUUGGCGUAACUUAAAGGGGCCGUUUGCAACCCUUACGCGGCUGCCUAGGGGGCGCUAACGUUCCAAUGUGUUUUAAGUAGGGAUGUCCUCAUUAACAUUUUUGGCCUCGGAAAAGAUCCGAUUUCGAGUCCCGAUCCCAUAUUUAGAUAAUAGUUUAUAUAUUUUUAUAGCAAGCGAGUAACUUGAGUAAACACAAUUUAUAAAGCUUAUCUUAUUACAUUUCUAGUUGAAAGUGCACAAUAACAAAAGCAACAACUACUAUUGGCUGUGUUUGUAAACAAUAAUAACCCAAACAUAUUUAAUAAUAAAAACAAGAAAAAGAAAAAUAUUGACCUAAUCAUUUAGCAUUUAUAUGCUAUACUGAGAUUGGCUCCAGCGACCCCGAAAGGGACAAGUGGUAGAAAAUGGAUGGAUGGAUGCUAUACUAGGUAUCGAUAGUAUCGACAUCUGGAUCGACCACCCCUACUUUAUGGUAAAGCUUUAGCUGUUAGCUUCUUAUGUCGUAUGCAUGCUUAGCCAUGAUACUCGGAAGUAAAUUAGUUGAAUUUCUGCCCUGGUGGUAAGGAUUAGUAUUUUAGAAGCGGCUUCGCACUGUAAAUAGACAACGCUUGCUCUCAAAUUGGAGCCUGUGUUCUGGCAAGACAUGCCCCCCUCCUGGAAUUCAUGCAACUCCUGCGUGUGUGUAAGAAGGAAUAUAGAAAUGCAAUGGUGUCUCCCGGAGUGUGCGUCUAUUUUGAAGGAGUAUUUUGCGCGAGUAUAAUCGUUAGCCGUGUAAACACUAGAACACAGAUGAGGUAAAGAUCCCCCAUAAAUUUUAAAAAGUAAAAUUUUAUCCCCCGAUCCUUGGUUUGUUUUUUUUAAGCAUAGGCUGCCCUGAUACAGCUUUUAGCAGGCAAUGACGUAAAACUUUGUGUGUUGUUAGCUACUAAAAGGCCGACCGACGUUUGCUAUCACUAUCUAGGAAUACAUGUGCAAAAUCCACUGUUUUAAUGGACACUAAAUAAAUUGAUCGGAUCAUGACGUGCAUAUUCAUGAAUAAAUUAGCUGGGCUUGA
Molecule: messenger RNA, 3306 nt
Organism: Entelurus aequoreus (snake pipefish)
Lineage: Eukaryota; Metazoa; Chordata; Actinopteri; Syngnathiformes; Syngnathidae
Gene: znf710a
Product: zinc finger protein 710a
Exons: 5
Coding region: 57-1991 (644 amino acids)
Source: RefSeq, a predicted model, not a curated record